AUGCAGCAAGCUAAACCUCCGAACUGCAAGAAGAAGCUCCAUGUUGAUGCAGGAACUUCGGGGAAAGCCCCUAAACCUUCCAAAGCUAAAGGAAAAAAUUUUUUUUCUUCUUUUGUCUAUGGAAACAAUGAUAAGAAGCUGAGACAACAACAGUGGGAUCACCUCCUCUCUCUAUCCUUACCCCGUGAUGCGCCCUGGUUCUUGACGGGUGAUCUUAAUGACAUCUUAUGUAACGAUGAAAAGGAUGGAGGAGUAGUCAGACCCAAAGGCUCCUUCUCGGACCUGCGUACUUUCUUCUCGGAGGGUGACUUAUUUGAUCUGCAACAUUCCGGGGACCCCUUGUUUUGGAGGGGCCAGCGAGGAGACGACCUGGUGAAAUGCAGGUUGGAUAGAGCCGCUUCAAAUACCUUGUGGGCCGAAUGCUUCCCAACAGCAAGAUGCCAAUACUUGGAGUUUGAAAGCUCUGAUCAUAGACCUCUAAUCUCAUUCUUUGAUAAAGGAGGUAAACGGAAAAGGGGUCUCUUCCGCUAUGAUCGGAGAUUAUGCAACAAUGAAGAGGCGAAGAAGUUCAUAGAUGAGACACUGAGGGAUGAUACCAGAGAAGCCGUAUGUGACAUUCUAGCUAAUACGAGGUCAGCUAUCUCACUCUGGAAUAAGACCCAACAGCGCAAUAGCAAGAAGCAAAUAGAGCAGAAAAAGCUGGAGCUUGAUGUCGCGCUCUCGAGCCCACAGAACGACACGAACCUGAUACAAGACAUCAAAACAAAGCUUAAUGCAGCUUACCUCGCAGAGGAGGAGUAUUGGAAGCAACGGAGUCGUUUGCUGUGGCUAAAGCUAGGUGAUCGGAAUACAGGUUAUUUCCACGCUAUCACCAAGUCGAGGAAGAGAGCAAAUGCUUUCUCGGUACUGGAAAAUGAUGAUGGACAGAUGGUAAACAAGGAGGAGGAGAUAGUACAAGUUAUCGGGGACUACUUCCAACAUCUAUUCACUUCCACGCCAGGGGAGAGAGAGAUGAUUGUAAACCAGGCACUCUGCCCCAUCAUCUCAGAGGCAGAAAAUGAGCUCCUUCUCAGUGUACCAUCGGCAACAGAGAUAAAGGAGGCGGCCUGGUCUAUCAAUGCGGAAAAAGCUCCCGGCCCCGAUGGCUUUUCGGCAGGUUUUUUCCAUACCCAUUGGAACCGUAUUGGCACGGCUGUAGUGCGCGAGGUUCAGGAAUUUUUCAGUGGGGCUCCACUUCCGGACACUAUUAAUCACACUCAUGUCCGGCUUAUUCCUAAAGUCUCGAAGCCACAGAAAGUAUCAGAGUAUAGACCCAUUGCCUUGUGUAAUGUCUAUUACAAGAUAUACUCGAAAAUCAUCACACGAAGACUACAGCCGCUGAUGGAGAAACUUAUCUCGGAGAACCAAUCGGCCUUCGUUCCGGGGCGGGCAAUUGGAGACAACGUUCUUAUCACUCACGAAGUUCUCCACUAUCUGAAGUCGUCAAAAGCGGAGCAGCGAUGUGCUAUGGCAAUCAAGACAGAUAUGAGUAAAGCAUAUGAUCGCCUAGAGUGGGAUUUUAUUUCGCUUGUACUCUUACGUUACAUAAUCCUCAUUAACGGCUUGCCUAGAGGAAUGGUAGUACCGAGCCGAGGGAUUCGCCAAGGCGAUCCCCUCUCUCCCUACAUAUUCAUAAUGUGUAGUGAAGUCCUCUCGGGAUUAUGUAACAGAGCGCAAGAACUCGGAACCCUCCAAGGACUACGAGUAGCGAGAGGAUGCCCCCGGGUAUCUCAUCUCCUCUUCGCGGAUGAUACGAUGUUUUUCCUCAAUGCAAAUAAAGGAAAUUGUCAAGCAUUAAAGACGAUUCUGAGCAGCUACGAGCAAGCCUCCGGCCAGUCUAUCAACAAAGAUAAAUCUGCCAUAACCUUCUCGCGCAAAGCACCAGCGGAGCUAAAAGAGAUGAUUAAGAACGAGCUCGAGAUCAGUAAGGAGGGGGAGUUGGGAAAUAUUUGGGUCUCCCGGAGCAAUUUGGACGGAGAAAGAGAGACCUCUUCUCUACUAUCAUCGACCGGAUCAAACAAAAGGCGAAAGGGUGGUCUAACAAAUUCCUUUCCUCAGCAGGGAAGUUAG
This is a messenger RNA of Raphanus sativus (radish), 2109 nucleotides long. RefSeq lists its product as uncharacterized. The record is from RefSeq and is a predicted model, not a curated record. Gene Ontology annotation, molecular function: catalytic activity. Lineage: Eukaryota; Viridiplantae; Streptophyta; Magnoliopsida; Brassicales; Brassicaceae. Bases 1 to 2109 code for a protein of 702 amino acids. The transcript is spliced from 3 exons.